Messenger RNA from [Torrubiella] hemipterigena, 1236 nucleotides. The record is from the annotation of a GenBank genome assembly. Lineage: Eukaryota; Fungi; Ascomycota; Sordariomycetes; Hypocreales; Clavicipitaceae.
AUGGGGGGAUCUGCAUUUUCCUCUGGUGGUCGCAAUCUGAGCACGCCUCGCAUGCCGACUGAGGUUUAUCUCCGCGUCCGGCAGCAUUGCCAUCGUCUUCUUUUUCAGCAUUUCUUCUGCGUUGCUACUCCGAUUGACGGACCUGGAAAGAAGGAUUUUGGUGAUGUUGAUAUUCUUGUUUACCAUCACAAACUGGGAAAAGUAUUAGACGACAGGCAAUGGGUAGAGGAGCUGGCCAACAUCCUCGACGCCGUGGACUACAUUUACACAAAAGGCAAUGGCGCCAACGCCAACUUUGCCAUUCCGUGGCCCGAACAAUUUAUAAAUGACACUGACACAGAAAAGCGCUAUAUUCAAGUAGACAUAAGAGUGUGCGAAACACUCAAGCAUCUGAACUGGGUUCUUUUCAAGCACGCUCAUGGCGACCUCUGGAGUAUUGUCGGCUCCAUGAUCCGCCCAUACGGUAUUACCGUUGACGAAAGUGGAUUUUGGUUAAGGAUUGAGGAAGUUGAGUCGACCAACAAGAACAAAGCCAAGGUAUUCCUUACCGAUGAACCAGCCCAAGUCCUUUCAUUUCUCGGCUUCCCUAUUGACGACUACUGGGACCGUCCGUUUGAUAGUGUCAACGACAUGUUUGAAUACUCUACAAAAUCGCCCUUGGCGUCUAUUCCAGGAGACAAGGACAGAGUUGGUGCAAGUUCUGGUAUAGAUGCCCAGACCCUUUCUUCAAAUGACCGAAAAAGGGUGCGAAUGAGGCCAGUCUACAGGCAGUUCGUGGAGAGUUUCAUUCCAGAUUGCCAAAGGCGCGGACGGUUCAAACAACAGCAGACAUCACGGAAAGAGGUGACUGAUCGAGCGAUGAUACACUUUGGAGUAACAAAGGAAUAUACACAACGACGACGAGAAUACCUAAUCGAACGACACCGAGACAUGGUCUACCGCACACUUAUUAAAGACGCUAUUCCGCCAGUCGAAGAUGCGAGCGAUAUUCGAUCUGUAAACUACAGAUCUCAUCUUAUUAAAGCACUCAAACUUAUCAUUUUGGAAGGCAGUGAAGAAUUUGGAUGCAAGUUCGAUCAGUCAAAUGUUAUCGACGGGAUGGUAGAUGCAGAAAAAGUUCAAGAAUUUAUACAACGACAUAAGGAAGCAAUAGGACGGGCCGCGAUUGAAAAACAGCACAUUCAGUAUCUGGCGUCGGAAAAGCGCAAACAGGGUAUUUCUGAUGCAAAAGAAUAG